Messenger RNA from Suillus plorans, 1028 nucleotides. RefSeq lists its product as uncharacterized. The coding region runs from base 29 to 778 and encodes 249 amino acids. The record is from RefSeq and is a predicted model, not a curated record. NCBI's taxonomy places the organism in Eukaryota, Fungi, Basidiomycota, Agaricomycetes, Boletales, Suillaceae. The transcript has a single exon.
UCUUUCUUUCUUAUCCAUCGUCCAGCUCAUGCCACUCCUUCAUAUACCCCUUUCACCUUUCUCUUUCCUUCUCAUCUAUCGUUCAGCCUAUGUCACUCCUUCAUAUACCCUUUUCACCUUUCUCUUUCUUUCUCAUCCAUCGUCCAGCCUAUGUCACUCCUUCCUAUACCCUUUUCACCUUUCUCUUUCCUUCUCAUCUAUCGUCCAGCCUAUGCCACUCCUUCCUAUACCCUUUUCACCUUUCUCUUUCCUUCUCAUCUAUCGUCCAGCGUAUGCCACUCCUUCAUAUACCCCUUUCACCUUUCACCUUUCUCUUUCCUUUCGUCCAGCCUAUGUCGCUCCUUCAUCUACCCUUUCCACCUUUCUCUUUCCUUCUCCGCUUCAUAUACCCUCUUCAUCUUUCUUUCCUAAUUCUCUCUUCAUAUUUAUUGUUCGACCCACGUCACCCCUUCAUAUACCCUUUUCACCUUUUUCUUGGCCCUCCGACAUCUAUCUCUUCCUCAAUCCUCAAGUCCACCAGCCGCUCUUGCCCUCUACCUCCCCCUUUCGCGCAUCACGGUUCACUAGCAGCUCCAUACCCAGUCUUUCGACAUCUUGCGCUUCUUCUCUGCCCCGGGGGCUUACACCCAUUCGUGCGUACUACGGUAUACACGCAACUCCAUACGCAACCUAUUCUAUUAUUACGACCUUUUCUCUGCCCGGAUACCCAUUCGAAGCGCGCACUACGUACACGCAGCUCUACACGCAGCCUAUUCCAUCCAGUCUGGUUCGUCUAUGACUCAUCUCAUCACACCCUUUAUGCCUUAUGACUUUACGACUUUACGACCUCAUGACCUCAUGACUUUACGACCCCCAUGCCACUUUUCCUUUAGUUUUUAUGCCACGCCACUAUUUCUAUGCCUUAUGCCUUAUGCCUUAUGCCCUAUGCCCCUUUUUCCUUUUGCCAUACUAUGCCCUGUCUUUAUACGAAAACAAGACUUGAAAUUUAAAUGUGUGCGCUUUAACAUCAGGGUGCUGCGUCAAAGCUA